AAACGCCCAUUAUCUCACAUUGGGUCCAAAAGGCCGUGUUGUUACGAAAACAUUGCAAUCGUUCUGCAACCGGUAAUGCAGGAUUGUAAUUAAAUUGUGUGUAUUUGUUUUUGAACACUGUUACAUCUAGUGUACGGUAGCAAUGUUGCUACGAAAAGCGGUCCGUCCACUGGGACGCACCUUCGCAAGGACUUGCUUCGUUCGUCACUCCACGGUAGCAUCGCACGAACCGGCCGAUUCCGAUCCGGUGUCGAGUGCCAUCAACAAUCUAUCGAAACCGGUACACGCGAAGCUGCCCAACAGAAAACCGUUCGUAAAGUCCAUGUUUCUGGGUACGGUCGAUACGGAUCUGUUGUCCUUUCCCGAAUCGCUCAACCGAGAAGAGCAGGCCCGUCUGGCAAAGCACAAGGAAGAGCUCGAACGAGCAAUGCGCAGCGAGGAACCGAAAUCUCCCGCCAGCGCGGGAUUUUACGGACUGCAAGGACCGCUCGUGCACGGUGGCCAGCAGCUGAUCGAGACGGAGCUAGCCUUCGUUAACGAGCUGCUGGCCGAUAGUCGUUCGCAAGCGAUGAUUACCCUAGAGCACAAUGCAAUCGUGAAGCUGCUGGCCCAGCACGGUACGGACGCCGGCAAAGAUCUGUAUCUUGCGAAGCUGUGCAGUGGUGAAAUGGUUGCCGCUAGCGCACUGUACGAGGUAAACAGCUCCCGGCAUACGAUGUUCAGUACGGUCGCGGAGCUGGACUUUACCAGCGGCAGGUGGACACUGAACGGGUCGAAGGUAUUUGUUCGGAACGGUGAAACCGAUCCCGGUUUGCUGCUCGUCAUCGCCUCGACCAAGAGCAUGCAGCAGCGCAACAAGGAAGAUGGCACGAUUGCUGCGUUUCUGGUCGACACGAGUGCACCCGGCGUCCAGAUAUCGCACUCCGCGCUCGGCAGCAAAGGUCUCGAGCGGGUCACGGUACAGCUGAACCGUGUGGAGGUGUCGGAAACGCAGCUCGUCGGGCAGGAAACCGAUGGUGGCAUGGUGCUGUCCAAUUUCCUGUCAACGGUUCGCGUACAGUCCAGCGUGGUGCGUGUGGCGCUGCUGAAGAAGGUGCUAAAUUCGCUGACGGAUUUUUGCAUUAAUUCAAAAACUGCCACCGGUGACAUGAUGGACAUUGAAAUUGUGCGGGAACGGCUGGCACGCAUGGCAAGCAUAAUUUACGCCUCGGAAAGUCUCAUCUACAUGACCGCCAGCCUGAUAGAUGAUUUCGAAAGUCAGGACGUAGAAAUGGAGGCAGCCAUAACGAAGGUGUUUACCACGGGCAGUUUGCUAAGCUUUGCGGCGCUUCCACUGCAGCUGCUCGGUCCGCAGGCGCUCAGCAAAGAGUGCACGUUCGACGAGCUGUUUAACGAUGCGCUGAAGAUGUUCGUUGGCGAUGAAUCGAUCGAUUCGGUUAACUUCUUCAUCGCGCUCAGCGGGCUUCAGCAUGCCGGUAUGCAAAAUCACGAAACGAUCAAGAAAGAUCGCAACCCGGCCAUGAACCCGUCGCACGUGCUGUCAAAGCUGUUCGAGAAAACGUCGAUCGAGCAUCCGAAGAAGUUUGCCAAUUUGCAGCAAUACUUUCAUCCCUCGCUGGAACCGGCCGCCCACUGGAUCGAGCUUGCGAUCGUGCGCCUAAGGCUCGCGACCGAGUGCGUCCUGUCCCGGCACGGGGUCGAGGUGAUCGAGCGCCACAUAGAGCUGGGCCGGUUGGCAAACAUUGCCACGCUCAUAUACGCGAUGGUCGCCAGUGCGUCGCGUGCUUCCCGCUCGUACUGUAUCGGUUUGCGGCACGCUGCCCAGGACGUGCAUCUGGCGAAUAUGUUUUGCCGCGAGGGUGGCGAAAAGAUUCGCCUGCUAGCGCUGGACCUCGAGAAGGGACCGUACAUGACGAGCGAUGACGAUUACAACGCAAUUGCGCGCAAUUUGUUCCGCGAAAAGCGUUACUACUUCGAGCAUCCGAUAACGAAAAACUUCUAACAACGUAUUGCUGUGGCGGUUUAGCUGUGUCGCAGGGGGAGGGGGCGUAAAAUACAGAAAUGCUUACUAGUAACAGCGUUAGAAGUAAAAUUUUCUUCAAUUGCAUUUGGUACGCCACUAUAGGCUGCACAGCAGCAUGGCCGUUAUGCUUGAGAAAUCAAAAACAGUAUGUAACGGUUUUUUUUUCUUUGAAUUCAUCACUUUGUUCGCUGUUCUUACCUUUCCAAUAAACGUUAAAAGCCGUGUAUGUA
This is a messenger RNA of Anopheles stephensi (Asian malaria mosquito), 2253 nucleotides long. It is a transcript of the gene Egm, whose product is annotated as complex I assembly factor ACAD9, mitochondrial. The record is from RefSeq and is a predicted model, not a curated record. Gene Ontology annotation, molecular function: acyl-CoA dehydrogenase activity; flavin adenine dinucleotide binding. Lineage: Eukaryota; Metazoa; Arthropoda; Insecta; Diptera; Culicidae. The transcript has 3 exons. The coding region runs from base 143 to 2002 and encodes 619 amino acids.